AUGACUUCUAAUGCUGCGACUACACCGUCUGUGGAAUCAACCGCCACCGAUAUACAUAAACAAAAUUCAGAUGAUGUUGGUUGGGAAUAUGGUUUUAUCCCGGAUAAAAGCAACUUGGAUAGAUUAAAAUGUAAAUUUUGUGGAAAAGUGUUUGGCGGAGGGAUUACUAGAAUGAAAGAACAUAUUUCUCAUGUGAAGGGGAAUGUAUCUUCAUGUCCAAGUUCUACAAAAGAUGAUCAAUUGAAAUGUCGAAAUUCUAUUAAAGAAGGGAAGUUAAAAUAG
Molecule: messenger RNA, 282 nt
Organism: Lactuca virosa
Lineage: Eukaryota; Viridiplantae; Streptophyta; Magnoliopsida; Asterales; Asteraceae
Source: the annotation of a GenBank genome assembly